UGCAGCCAGUACACGUCGACAGAUCAGACUGGUGACUGCUGGAUCUGCAUCCAUCUUGAGGAACCUUAACCGCCUUCUGGUAAUUUCUGGCUUAGAGAACAGCAUGAUUAGGGAACUCGUUCUGUGCGUGGCCCUUGGCCUGUUCGCUGUUGGUCUUGCGCAAGAAGAUGGCGGCGGCGGUGCCGGUCCGGACGAGGGGGACGCGAAUGUGCCGAAAGUCUGGGACGACGGCUACGCAAAGAAGCAGAUGGACAAGUACUACACUUACCACGGGGUGCCAGAAUACGACCACGGAGCGUGCCUGGAAAAGUGCGAGGAGUCGGGAGAGGGUGGCGCGGAUAGCUCUUGCGUGAGGCGGUGCGGGGAAGGAUACAAGAACUGCCUAAGAAAGGAGUGCCGGGGCGAUGGGACCAAGGUGGCCACCACUCAGCCCAGAUGUUACUGGUGGCACGGGUGCAGGAGGAGGAUGUGUAAGGGAGAGGAGAAGAACGGUGUGGAGAAGGGACCAAACUGCCCUGACUUGCCUCUUUAGACACUUGUAUUUCUGUAGAUUCCCUACUCAACACAAAAUUCACUCUUCUUCCUGAUGUGAUGUCGAACACUUUAGCGCAAUGCUCUUGUAACUUUGAGUAUGCCAGUAAGAAUAUUUUACAUCGCAAAGCUAAAAGACAGAGAUAUGACUCUUACGUAUUUCAAACGUAAAUUAAACGAACAAUCACUACGUUGUCCAUCUUUAUAGAACAGCCUGUAUACGCUACAUGUAUAUGACCGAAUCACUGAAAUCAGUGCACAGAUAAUUAAUAACUCACUGACCUACCUGUACAAAUGAUUGACAGAAUGAUUUUCAGGGACAAGAACCAUCAACACCGUAUAGUUGUUGCAAUACUAUUCUCUUAACAUGGUUUCUUGCUAAGUGCAAUUGGACGGACAUGAGAAGAGCCAGUCCUCCAAAUAUUCCACACAAUUACAUGUAAGCUAAUUAAAUAAUUCUUUAUACAAGGUUUUUUAAAGGGAAUAGAAAUACAUGAAAAUCGGCGUUAUGAA
Lineus longissimus is the source of this 1044-nucleotide messenger RNA. RefSeq lists its product as uncharacterized. The coding region runs from base 104 to 532 and encodes 142 amino acids. The transcript is spliced from 2 exons. The record is from RefSeq and is a predicted model, not a curated record. Lineage: Eukaryota; Metazoa; Nemertea; Pilidiophora; Heteronemertea; Lineidae.